GAGAGAGAGAGAGAGAGAAAGCGUGUAGGUUUUCGUGGCCGCAUGAGGAAGAUUCGGAGGCGUCAUCUCACGAUCGAUCGUUCAGGAAUGGAAAGAUCGAGAUAAUAACGAAGGAGGGCGGAGGUGGAGGUGGAGGUGGUUGUGGAGGCCCCCAGGAUGCGGCACCUGCUACUGUUCCUCGUCCUGGGAGCGACUCUCGCCCCGGGCACGCGUUCCGAGCUCGUAAGAUACUUGGAGGUCUCGGAGAACGCUCGACCGGGUACCAGGGUGGGUUUCAUCGACGCCGACAGUCCGCCGUACUUGAUCGUGUCGGUUUCCGGAUCCGCGGUCGAUUCGGACUUGAUAGUGGAUCACGCGACAGGCGAGAUAAGGACAAAAGUGGCGUUGGAUCGGGAGACGAGGCCGUCCUAUAGUUUGGUAGCGUUGCCGCAGAACAUUCAAGUGGUGGUGAAGGUUCUCGACGAGAACGAUAACGCGCCAACGUUUCCUGUGGACCACGUGGAUAUCGAAUUUCCGGAGAAUUCUCCUCGGGACGCGAAACGAGCUCUGCCACCGGCCAAGGAUCCCGAUCUCGGCCAAUACUCGACCCAACGAUACGAGAUCGUGUCCGGGAAUCACGAGGACGCGUUCAGAUUGUCCCAGCAUCGUGGCCGCGACGGUGUCCUUUAUCUGGAUCUGCAGAAUUCUGGCUCGCUCGAUCGCGAGGCUCGGUCUCGGUAUCAUCUGGUGAUAGAGGCGUUGGACGGUGGUGCUCCACCGCUUCGGUCCAGACUCCACGUGAACGUGACGGUACAAGAUGUGAACGACAAUCCGCCGAUCUUCAAUCAAACCAGAUACGUGGCGAGCGUUCCGGAGAAUGCGACCGUCGGGACGCCUGUGCUCGCAGUGAACGCGACGGACAGUGACGCAGGUGAGAACGGGCGCAUAGAAUACUCGAUCAAUCGGCGACAAUCGGAUCGCGAGGAGAUGUUUCGUAUCGAUCCGGAAACGGGAAUGGUGUACGUGAACAAAGCGUUGGACUUCGAGUCGAAGGAGAGGCAUGAGUUGGUGAUCGUUGCGCGGGAUCGUGGUGCCCAACCUCUGGAGGCGAGCGCGUUCCUCUCGGUCCGCGUAACCGAUGUGAACGACAAUCAACCCGCGAUCACCGUUAUUUUUCUCUCGGAUGACGCGACCCCCAAGAUAAGCGAGAGCGCUCAACCGGGGGAAUUCGUCGCUAGAAUAUCGGUAAGCGAUCCGGACUCGAGGACCGAGUACUCGAACGCUACCGUCACGUUGUCCGGCGGCGAAGGACAUUUUGGCUUGGCUACCAGGGACAACAUAAUAUAUUUGGUGGUGGUGGAGAGGCCGCUCGAUCGCGAGGAAAAGCCCGUCUACGAUCUUUCGGUGGAGGCGACAGACGCCGGUACGCCACCUUUGAGAGCCGUUCGAACCUUUCGUCUGAUCGUCACCGAUGUGAACGACAACGCCCCGAAAUUCGCUCGAGACAGAUACGAAGCUCAUUUGUUGGAAGCCUCCGAGCCGGGUACACCGGUUUUGAAGGUGACCGCGACGGAUCUCGACGAAGGUGCUAACUCGGCUAUCAAGUAUUCCCUAUUGAAUUCCACGUGGUUCAUCAUCGACGAAACAUCCGGUCUAAUAUCGACCCAAACUCAUGUGGAUUGCGAGGCCGAUCCCGCCCCGAUUCUGGUCGUGGUCGCGACAGACUCGGGUCGCCCUCCUUUGAGCAGUAGCGCGACAGUGCGUGUCACGGUGCACGAUCUCAACGACAACGAGCCCAUCUUCGAGAAACCGCUGUACAACGCGACUGUACCGGAGGAUAUGCCCGUUGGACGCUGUUUCCUCAAGGUAAGAGAGCUCGUCAAUUAUCUUCGAACCAUCCGUUCGUUUGCUGUGUGUCGCAUCGCGUUGCGUAAUCUCUCUUUCCCGGGUAACGUCUCGAGAGAUUGACGUUCGCGUCGAUGUUCGACAGAUAAAGCUUCUUCCAAUUGAUCCGUCAUCGUCGAGGACGAUCGACGCGAGAUACGAGGCGCGAAUUAAUAGCGCGAACGAAUCUUCUCCCGGAUUCGCGUGUUUCGAUCUUCUUGCAACGAGUCGGUUUCAAUGUAUCGCGUAAAACUCUGUCCAUGUUGUAAAAAGGUUCCCGGUAAAUGCGCGUGAGCCGGCCGAAAGGGCAGCGGCGCCUGGGACCGGUCGCGCCGCAAGCCACGUAUCCACGUUACGCUGGGAAACUCGUAAUUGGUACCGCCGUUCCAAACGUUUUCUCCAUCGCGCCAUACUUCUGUCAAUUAGCAGUGCCGCGUCUUAUAUAUGGUGGAAAAUAUUCUCGAGUAUAAUACGGUAUACGUAAUAUACAUAUUCGAUAGACGGACGGAUUCCUCGUUCGAUCCUCGCGUUGCUCGAUGUUGGCGCGAACGUGAUCGACGGCGUUGAUUCCAUGAUUUCAAUGUCGUGGUGUCGGACGACGGUGCGGAGACGAAAUAAAUCGGAACGCGUUAAUUCGCAUUCGAUGCGCGUACUACACCGUUUGCCACUGUGCGAACCAAUCGAGGAAUAAUCGCGGACGUAAAGUAAGAAGAGAUGAAUGAGAAAGGGAUUGGAAUAUCGAGAAGCGGAGUCGGUGGCCUCCGCUCGAAAAUCGCGUUGCUCGUUGCUCGUCGCUUGUGUACGCGUGCCGGAGACGCGUUCCGUUCGCGCGGGAAAAUCUGGUAGCGUUUUUUUUUUUUCGUGAUGGCUCUUGCGAUGUUCUUCCUCGAAGCGAUGUAAAACAAGAGAACAAGUUGCUCUCGACAUCGAAUUUGUAUGGCGUGUGUAAGUAUUCCUCUGCCAAUCCGAUAGAACCCGAUCACCUCCCCCCUCCCCCCCCUCCUCCCAUAUGUAACACGGGAUUACAAAAAAGCAAAGAAACGAUAUCUAUUCGUUCGUCGCGCAAGUCAAUCGAUUCGAGGUGUCGCGCGUUCCUGAAAUUUGAGACAAACCGCACAAGAAAUUACGCGCUCGUGCGAACGCGAGCGUGAAAGACUUUAUCUGGUGACCUCUUUGAAGAAUGAUCGUUUUAAGCUUCGCGAAAUAAUCAUCGAAAAUAUACGCUAUGCGCUAAUAUCGUUGGGCACUCGUUUGCGCGAGAUAGUAAAGUCGUUACGCGAUUUUUAUUCAACGAAUCUCUUUUUCCCAUUUCGCAACGAAACUUCUUCCCCAGUCGCAUUUACUUGGCAUGUACUUAUGUAGCAAUAUAUUUAUACGUUAUACGAUAUUACGUUACGUUGCGGUAAUUUAGUUAUAACUUUUUUCUUUUUUCUUCGAUCCGUAUAUUUUUUGAAUCUGUAUCGAAACGACGGAUAAAACGAAACGAUGUUCGAGCUGAUGUGUACAUCGAAUGUUGAAUGUCGAAUGUCGAUGGAAAUAUCGAGAGGAACGAAACGAGUAUAUUUUUCAAUUGGGUGGUAGGCGGCCGAACGAACAUGGAGACGGAUACCGCGUGCGCGUACCGCGACCCGAUCUUAACGAUUGCCUCCCUCCCCCCCCCCCUUCAACUUUCGUACGAUAUAUAUUUUAUCGGCGUUUCGUUGCCUAGUUCAAUGAUGAUUUAUAAUUGUUGGUCGCUCGGCUGUAAUUAUUAUAAUUACAGAUUUUUCGUCGGCCUCUCCCAUCCGUCGGUUUCUCGAACCCGAACCGGCCGCUUCUUUUCGCUCCAUCCCCUUUCGUUCUCCGGCUCCACCCCUUUGAUUCUUCGCCUUCUUUUCUCCUCCUUCCUUCUUCCCGCAACCUCGCGUGUCUCUCCUCUCCUCUCCUCUCUUCUUCUCUCC
This is a messenger RNA of Apis florea (little honeybee), 3803 nucleotides long. Its product is annotated as protein dachsous-like. The record is from RefSeq and is a predicted model, not a curated record. NCBI's taxonomy places the organism in Eukaryota, Metazoa, Arthropoda, Insecta, Hymenoptera, Apidae.